AUGAAAUACCCGAUCGCUAGCAUGAAGAAGCUCAUGGAUGUCUUUGGCAGCAAUAUACUUUAUGGGUAUGAUAUCAAAUGUGCCUUCAAAAAAAUUAUACCACAGAGCUCACUCACUGAUGAUGCAAAAGACCUAAACCUGCAGGGCAUUGUGCCUGCCUUUCACGGGCAUGCCCACAACUGUCUUUGCCAAGUAGAGCACCAUUUGAAGUAUAAAGUUGGCGCUGGGAAAGAAGAUUUCGAGACCUGUGAACGGGUCUUUUCUGAAUCUAAUGCACUUGCUGCCCAAAUUCAAAACACCAUGGAUUUCCAUCACCACCAAGCACUUGAUCAACAUUUCUCUUUUGCUGAUUUGGACAAAUAUGCAGCCCUAUCUGACUUCAUUUAUAAUAAUUACGUCCAAGCGCUGACAAUUAUCUCUACAACAAACAUAUUCCUCGCCAACUUCCAUGCUUCAAAUGCUGCCCUCAAGCCCAACUUCAAAGAUGAUCUCAAGGACGAGCACCAGGUUUUACAAUGCCUUGCAUGCAAGAAGGAAGAAUCCAGCAUUGAAGUUGACUAUGUGAAAGCAUUGAAUGAGUAUGACGAGGCCCAGUAA
This is a messenger RNA of Suillus bovinus, 597 nucleotides long. RefSeq lists its product as uncharacterized. The transcript has 2 exons. NCBI's taxonomy places the organism in Eukaryota, Fungi, Basidiomycota, Agaricomycetes, Boletales, Suillaceae. Bases 1 to 597 code for a protein of 198 amino acids. The record is from RefSeq and is a predicted model, not a curated record.